Molecule: messenger RNA, 1149 nt
Organism: Sclerotinia borealis F-4128
Lineage: Eukaryota; Fungi; Ascomycota; Leotiomycetes; Helotiales; Sclerotiniaceae
Source: the annotation of a GenBank genome assembly
AUGAAAGUAUGCUGGCUACUUCUCAGUCUUUCUCAGACCGUCCACGGCAUCAUCCAAGCACCUCCACUCCCUGGACCUCAUUCCCUUGGCACCACAGUCCUCCAAGCAACCGACCCAUCUACAUCUCGCAGUCUAAUGCUCUCACUCUUCUAUCCCACCUCGGCCAAAACCUCAUACACCUAUGCAUUCGCGCCCUCCUUCCCAAACGCUACCGCUCUCCACUUAGCAGAAAGCUACUCCCUCCCACCCACCACCCUCCAAGCCUUCACAUCCCGCUCCCAUAACUCCGCCCCUAUCCUCCUUUCCCACCGCCUCUCCUUUGAUUUCCCCAUCCUCCUCUUCUCCCCAGGAUACGGUAAUACGCGUCUCAUGUACACCACCAUCGCCGAAAAUAUCGCUUCUCUUGGCUACAUCGUCAUCACUGUCGAUCACCCCUUCGAUGUAGAUUUUAUCGAAUAUGCAAAUGGUACGAUAGCUACCUGGGUAGAUGUUGAGUUUGAUGAUUAUAUUGCUCCAAUCCCAUACGUUAAUGCUCGUGUCAAAGAUCUGCAAUUCGUGCUGAAUUCUCUUUCCAACCCAUCAUUCAUCUCUCAAAUUCCUGGAAUCUCGAAUUCAUCCCUAUCAUCGUCAUCUUCAUCCUCAUACCACAAACCCCACCCAACAUUUCAAACCCAAAGCAUCGGCGCCUUCGGCCAUUCCCUCGGGGGAGCAGCCGCUUUCUCCGCCAUGCAAACCGAUCCCCGCUUCUUCUGCGGAAUAAACAUCGACGGGGCACUAAUCGGGGAAGUAGUAAAAACAGGUCUCAAAUCCCCCUUCAUGAUCAUGGCAAAUGAAUUUCAUAACAGGACGCAAGAAAGAGAUGCGACAUGGCACGAGUUCUGGGCGAAUUCAGUAAAGCUCAGGGGAUGGAAGAGAGAUGUUAGGGUAAAGGGCGCGUUGCAUGGCAGUUUUACGGAUUUGGCGGUUUGGGCGGGAGUGCUGGGUCUAGGGGGUUUCGAGGAUUUGUUGGGCACGAUUAGGGGGCAGAGAAUUCUGGAGAUUGAAAGUGAAUUUGUGGGGGCGUUUUUUGGGAUGUGGUUGAGAGGGAGAGGGGGAAGGGUGCUGGAUGGUCCGAGUGUGAGGUGGCCGGAGGUGGUGUUUGAUUUUUGA